Huiozyma naganishii CBS 8797 is the source of this 672-nucleotide messenger RNA. RefSeq names its product carbonate dehydratase NCE103 (gene NCE103). Gene Ontology annotation, biological process: carbon utilization; cellular response to oxidative stress; cellular response to carbon dioxide. Lineage: Eukaryota; Fungi; Ascomycota; Saccharomycetes; Saccharomycetales; Saccharomycetaceae. The coding region runs from base 1 to 672 and encodes 223 amino acids. The transcript has a single exon. The record is from RefSeq and is a predicted model, not a curated record. Gene Ontology annotation, cellular component: cytoplasm. Gene Ontology annotation, molecular function: zinc ion binding; carbonate dehydratase activity.
AUGGGGAAAGAUAUUACUGCUAACCUAUUUCCACAAACUUACAACGGGGAACAUCCUUUGCUGGCGCACAACGAACAAUGGGUUCAAGCAACGAAGCAAGAGAACUCUAAAGUGUUUACGCCGCUGGCUGUUGCGAAACAUAACCCACAUACAUUCUUUCUCGGGUGUUCUGACGCUCGGUACAACGAGUCCUGUCUUGGCUUCAAACAAGGUGACGUUUUCACGGUGAAGACAGUGGCAAAUGUGUUCCAGGAGAAUGAUUUGUCUACACAGGCCGCGUUGGAGUACGCAGUACACUGUCUUGGUGUCAAGGAUAUAGUCGUUUGUGGGCACACAGACUGUGGCGGGAUAAACACUUGCAUAUUGGGACAGAGACAAGCUCUCGAGAAACCUAGUCAGCAGUGUGGUACCCUCUACAAAUACUUGGAAGAUAUACAAGAGUUGUUCGAUGGAGUGCACAACCUUGCUGGAGAGGAGGAAACGGACCUGUUGGCAUUGGGGAAGAAAUUGGCCAUUUUGAACGUUAAGAGACAAAUUGCAAAGUUGCAAGAAUUGCCAACGAUGAAGAGUGCAGGGCCAGAAAUAAACUUUUAUGGGCUCAUCUACAAUGUGGACACAGGUUUGGUCGACAAGAUUGAGUUGGACGAUACAGUGGCAAACAAGCAAAUAUGA